This is a messenger RNA of Lymnaea stagnalis (great pond snail), 15504 nucleotides long. NCBI's taxonomy places the organism in Eukaryota, Metazoa, Mollusca, Gastropoda, Lymnaeidae. The record is from the annotation of a GenBank genome assembly.
GACCAUUGUUUGGAAAAUGGCUGCAAUUGCUCUGGCCCAGUAUGGAAGCGGUGCCGUUAUUACUGCUUUGCUGCAUCCUUUUGGAUAUGCUAAAGUGUUGAUGCAGGUAAAUGGCACAAGCGACAUUAUUGCAGAAAGCUAACGAUAUUUUGACCAAAAUUCAGAUGUAUAAGCACAAGAAUCACUUAUUAAAACUGUAGAAGUAGCGUGCUCUCCAACUUUACUUUAAGUGUAACUAACUAGUGUAAGUAAUAAAUAAGAAAUCAAGUACACGACGUGUGAUGACACUGACUGUGUCUCAGUCAGUGUGUAGUAAUUAUGGCUUUGUAGGGUGACUAGUUAAUACUAAGUUAUUAUUGAAAACCAAAAAGGAACGCCAUAUCAUAUUUUUUAAUGUGUGGUCAAUUUCCAAUAGAUAUGUGAAUUACAAAUUUACACAACAGUACACAAGAUUAUUUAUUAAGAAUAAAUAAGAAUCAACACACACUCCACACUUGAUUUAUACUUACACUAUCUAUACCAUGGUGAGAUAAUAUUUUAGUAGUAAGAGUAAGUCAAUAUUAAAUACACUUACUUUACUAGUGAAUUUGGUUUAAUGUUGGUUUGAUGCAUCACACUUUACUAGUGAAUUUGGUUUAAUGUUGGUUUGAUGCAUCACUCAUUUCCAACGGCCACCAUCUUGCUUGACCUUGUGGGUCAUGGCAACCAAUUUGGCAACCAUGUCGGACCAUGUUAAAAAAAAAGUAAUGCAAACACACAUUCUGCUAAUAUGGGGCAUAGGAUAGGGAGGGGAAAGAGAGAGAGUGUGCUGUUUUAGUUUAGCUACUUACAGAUAUAAACAAAAAUAGAAACAAAACGUUAUAAUUUAAUACAAUUAUAAUUUCAGCUGGUGCAUUAAUUUCAUGGCGAACAUAUUGUGUAUUCCUCUAGAUUUGUCAACAACCUGCAGUCACCCCUUUCCUUGCGUAAUUUCAACUGUUGUCAGAAAUCAAUACAAUAACCAUUUUCCAAAAUGCAAGAAAAUUUAAAUAUUAUAACUAACCACCCAGUAAAAUUAUAAUUAUAAUUUAAAAUAUACUAUCAGUGAAUUAAUAUAAAAUUUUAAAAAAGAAAAGUUAACUCUAGUAAUUAUCCAAGAAUAAAUGAAAGGGAGAUAAUCCUAAACAGAAACUCAAAAUUGUGCACCGAACCAACAUUAGCAGUGUAUUUUAAUAGGCUACAUAUUUUCAUUUAUUCUUAUUUUUUAAAUUUUUUCUUAAAGGAUCACCUUAUUUCAUAAGUUAUGCGUAUAGUAUAUGGAUUUUAAUAUUUAAAUACUAUCUUUCUAUAAUUAAAAAAAAAACCAUUUAACAAAUUGUAUUGACCCAUAUGACAAGCCUCACAAGCUGAUUGCUAUUUUCUAAUUGUGGUGGUUGAUAUUUUUUACUCACUGUUAACCUCCUCCCCAUGAUGAUGGAUGGCUACCUCACUUGGCUUAUGGGUCUUGACUUUUCACACACAGCAGGGGACUGAUUAGGACAAUUACAAACCCACCGUUUUUUGUUUGAACAGCAGCCUAAGUUACCAUUGCUAUUACUUCACAGGGAUGUCACUUUAAGUACUAUGAGUACUUUGGUUUAUCAUAUUUCACUAACAUGCAAUGUUUUAUCUGAUUAGUUAAGAAAGACCUUAAAAGUGUAAUUAAUUUAAAAUAAUAAAUAAGACAUAUUUAUGCGUUAAAAGGCAUCAUCAUUUUUGUACCAUGUUAUCUAUCUUUAAAAAUAAAAACGUUUCAGGUGUUUUGGUUUAGUUUUAAAAAAAAAUUGUUUCCCUUUCUUUGAAAUGGAAGCAUGCUAAUGACUAGUUUAAAUGAAGCAAGAUGUAUUUUCUAAAAUAUGUGUUGUAUGAUUAUGUACUAUUGAAUUAUAAUCAAGACAAAGCAAAAACUUCAUAUGCAGAUUAAUAUUACCAAAAAAAAAAAAUAAAAGAAGUAGUACGUAAAAAGGAAAGAAGAAAUAUUUAAAUUUUAAGAAACAAUGAGCUUAGCUCUCCAUGACUGUACUUAAUGAAACAGUCUAUGUAAAUUAUUUUUCUAUUUAAUAUUAAAAUAUUUGCGAAUUAAGUUUUUUUAUUUUUAUCUUUUAAAAGGUUGGUCAUGAACCUCUGCCACCUGAAAGCACCAGAACAUUCCUCUUCCGUAAAGAGGUCUAUGUUUAUCCAAACAUUUUCAAAUACAGUGAGUACAUUUUUUAAAAACAAUGUAAAUAUAAGAGACCAGUUAUAUGAUAUCAUUUUAAAAUUGAUUUAUUUACUGAAUUAUUAAGUUUUGCUAUUGAAGAUAAAUAAAUAAUAGCUGGCCAUAGGAAGUUUUUUUUCACUUAACAUGGUGAUGUACAUGCUACUACUUUAUCUUAUGUCUUAGUUGGCCACAUAAAGAAGGUUGAUGGUUUUACUGGAUUAUACAGAGGUGUCUUCCCCCGGGUUCUUGCUGGUACCAUUGGCAACCUAGUACAGUACAACAUUCAAGAUGUGAGUACCAUAGUCAUAGUAUUUUAGAAAAAAAUAGUUUUUGUUACUGUAUAAUUUCACUAAAGGAAAAGAAAUUCUACAAUUAAGUUAAUAAAAAAAUUGUGCAUAAGGAGGAUAAUUCCUAUUAGAUUAUUGGUCCACCCUUUUGAUUGCCUUAUAACAAACAAAUAAAUAAAGGUCCUCUUCCUCCACUUUGAUUACUGUUGUACUUUUCUAAAAAUCUAAUAUGUUAUAUUUCAUGGAGUUUUAAUUUUCUCACUUGGAACUGAAUAGUAAACAUUGGUAUAGACUUAGGCAGUGGUUUAGUCAUGCCAUUGAGUGUCAGGACACUACCUAGGUUCUUUUUUAAUGCAACAAUGGCAUGUUUCUACCUUUCAAAACCAAAUAAAAUAUUGAACUUUAAAAACAAAUAUAGCUGAUCUUAAAUUUUAGUUGUUUGAUAAUUUUUUCCUUAAAUUUCAUCUUCCUGUAGGGUCAUCUCUUAGUCAGUAUAAUACAUUAGAUGUGUAAUAUUUUAAAAAAGAGAACAAAUAUAAUUUAAACAACUACAACACCACAUGCAGUGUCUUAAUGUAUGUGUUACAGACAAAACUAACAUCAUUUUAUGCCAUUGUGAUGCAGUUUGCAAAGGGCCUUGACAAGACCUUGUAAAAAAGUUAUAUGCAUAAUAUAUUGUUACUUCUUGCAUGAACAAAGUUGAAAGUGAUAAAAAAUAAAAAACCCAGUUCCAUUGAAUUCUGCAUGAUAAAAAAAAUUUGAAGUGCAGAAUGUACCCAAAUAAAAAGGAUACAAAUUCACUUUAUGGUUCACCCUUUGAUGAUUAAUUAGUUCUAGCUCAAACCUCUACUAUUCCAAAUAAAUCAUUCAGCAUGAAUAAGUAACUCUACAGAAAAACAUGAUCAUCUAUUUCAAAUCAUAAUACUUCUACCAAUGAGCGGUUUUUCCCAACUCUCCAUCCCAAAAUAGUUGUUAGCCCUGAAAUUAAAGCAAUUUAGAGAUUAAUCAUUUUUUAAAUUUGUUUAUUUGUUUCUGUUGCUGAGUAUAGUUUUUUUAAAGCCUAAAAAGACAGUGUUUCAUGCUCAAAUUUAGUGUGUUAUGCCACAGCAGACUUCAUCAAACAAUUUUGAGAUCCCUGAUACAAAUUACAAAUAUUCCCUAUGUGUAUAUAUUCUCAAGUAUCAAAUUAUUAUGUUUAAAUUUCUUCCUUUACACUAGUGAAAUCAAAUAUUCUAUUACAAUUUUUUGAAGCUUCUGAAAAGUAAUGAAAAGCAGAAGAAAAAUGAUGAAUCUGAAGCUUCAAGUCGACUGCAGGAGGAGGAUUUUGUGCCUUGGCUAAAACAAUUUGCCAAAGAAGUAUGCUAUUUGAAACCAAUUUACCAAUGUUUUUAUUUUAAUUAGAUUUCUUAUAUUUAUAAUUUAUUUUACUACUGAUGAUUAUAAAUAAAUUUCUGCUAUAUUAACAAAAAAUAUACUCAGUGUUAUCUAUUCAGUGUGAAAAUGUGUAUCAGGGUCUAUUGGAACCAUUGUCUAUAUAUAUUGUUUUAUUUUAUUUUUACCAAAAUUUAUAAACAUUUGCAUAUUUUGUAGUUGCUAUAAAUAUAAUUCGAAUUGUAGGUAAACAGUAAUUAUUUCUUUUCCUUUUUGUAAGACAUCUUACCCUUUUUUCAUGAUGUGAAUGGAAUAGUUCAAAUUAAUAUAGAACGUGGAAAGUAUAAUGCCAUCAAUUUUUAAGCUCAAACACUUAAUCACUUCUCAAUGCAGAGGUCAAGAAAUGUGUUACCACAAUUGUAAAUUGACAAAAGAUAACAAAAUUAUUAUUUUUACAGACUUCUGAAGAUACUCUAUGCAGAUGUUGUGGUGUCAUUGUCAGCCAUCCUUUCCAUGGUGAGUUUUAUCAUUCAAACAUGUACCAAUUAAUGUGUACAUGAUGUAUUUGACUGUCUUUGACUCUUGAGUUAAGUCUUUGUCAUGGCUACUUGCAAACACAUUAACAUCUCUUUGAAAAAGAGUCAGAAUUUGAAUUGAUGGGUAAGAUCAUAUGCGAUCGGAAUUAAAACCAAUUGAAGUUACUAAUCAGUACCUGCUGUGAUAGAGCAAGUUUGUUUGUUACCACAUAAAAAGUACAUGCAAACAUGCCACCUGGUUUUUGAGACUUUCAAACCGCAAAGAAAAAAAUUGUGGGUGCUUUUUUCUUUCUAUAACUAUAAAUAUCAUCUAUCAUAUUAUUUCCAUAGUUAAACCAAGUGAAAUUUAAUUUAAAGUAACUUGUAGCUACACCAUGGACAGGAGUUUGAGAAUUUAUUUGAACAAUUUGUGACAAAGGAAACUAUAUUGUUUUGGGAUAGGCACCUUGGUUUGAAUUUCAAUAUUGUUUUCUUCCUAUCACACUUGUAAAAAAAUAUAAGUGUUCUGAUACCAUUUCAAUAACUUAACUUGUGAAUUAAUGACACAUGCAAUGUUUAUUACAGUGAUAAUGAUAAGAUCAAUGGUGCAGUUUAUAGGAAGAGAAACACAGUAUAAGUGAGUUUUGUUUGAUGUUUAAUUAGAAUGUGUUGAAUUAGAAUCAGCAACAGGUUUAUUAAGGCAUGAGAAUCACUGAGCUUAAUGUUAAGUCAUGGUGGGGUGUAUCAAAGCUCAACUCAAAGUAAUAACAUGAGAAUUUUGAGUGAGAUCAACAUUUCAAGUCAUGUUGGGGUGGACAUCGGGCAUAUAAGUUGGGUGUGAAAUAUAUCAGGGGUUGUGCAUUAAUGAGAUAGUUAGUUGAUUGUUCGUGUUAAGUUUUAAUAUAAGUAUUUCAUAUUUGUUUUGAAUUUGUUGAGAUAGGUCUGUCUGACUCAACCUAUGUUGAAUAUGUUCCAUGUAAUUGUAGUGUAGCACACAAUAAAUAUAUUGAUAGGACUAAUGAAAUGAAGAUAGUGUAAAUAGACAAUCUAUUAAAAAUAUAUUUUAACUUAAGAAUAUUGACUUGAUAUAUUCCAUCAUUAUCCUACAUUGUACCAGGCACACGUCUAGUAUGAGACAUUCAUGCAACUAAUCCAUGACAAUAUGGAAGGUGUCACGAGCUCCUUCACGCUACGUAACGCUUGGGUAUAAGUUCUACCCUUUCUGACACCACCUUGUUUAUACAAAACAAGGAAACACAACAUACAAUAACAAAGAAGUUUUCAAUUAACUUAAAAUAACUACUUUUGGUUUAUUAUCUACAAUGUAUAAAUGAAUGAAAUGAAACUCAAUGUGUACAGCACAACAUAUGAUAUAAUGUAAUGUAACUUAUAUUUAAAAAUACACUAAGACUUAUGUUUAAAAGUACACUAAGAAACUUAUAAAAGGUUAUCCUAUAAUCUCAAUAAUUCAAGCACAUCUGCUGACAACGCCUGCACGAUACAGGCACUUUAGUUUACGACUCUCAACACGCUACGUACUCUAUUGGUGGAGUCUCGUGGAACUGUCUUCCGUCUAGCGUCUGUAUGGAACCAUGCACGUUCGUCUCACUGCCAAGUGCUUGAGAUGGUUGGUCUGCUAGCAUCUACUGUCACGACAAUAUAAAGGGCAACUAUUCCUGAAAUAUAUGAAUAAAUCCCUACACUAUGUGAUCAAUCCUAACUUCCAACUAGAUACUCACCGUCGUCUUCUAAACUACUACCGUCUACCUAACGUAACUCUAUAUCACACAAACCACCCUACAGCUUCUUCAAUCACACACCUUACAUGCACUUACCUCUCUAGCAAACUGGCACAGGGUAAGUCCAAGUCCGAUACUUUCACCUCUCUCUAAUGUACUUCAAAGUGUGGUCAGUGGUGUCUACCAACACGUUGUUGAUACAUAUAUGCCCAACUGCUUUAUGUGGAUGGUAACUCGGACAGUCCUCUACUACUUCUACGGACGGAGCUCUCCUUGACUGUCCGCUACCCUGUUCCGCUGAGCUCUGCCCAGUCCUGUCCUACGGUCCCUAUUUAUAAUUCGUGAGCCCAUGGAUGUUCCCUCUCAUGUCUGUAAUCUGACUCCCAAAUCUUCCAGUACUUAAAUUUGUGAACAAUUGCAAUGGUCCUAAACCCCCAUAGCGCAAUAGCGCAGCGGUCCUUCCAGGGAAGUCUGAUAAGCUAGCCCCUGGUCAGAUGCUGGUAACCCUGCUGAUACGCAGGCCCUUUCUAGUCGGUCGGUACCCCCCAACCCCUGUGGCCUCCCAGGUCCGAGCCCUCCACUAUGUACGGUAUUUAAUUAUUCCCCUCUACCCUUGCCUCUCUCUCUAACUCGCUAUGGUUGACCUUGGCUUACUAGUCACUCUGUGACACACGGCCCCCGCUUAAGCUAAUUUUCCCCAAAAUUAGCACCCGAUGUUUGAAAUCUAUAUACUGCGUUUGAAUUCACGUUCCAGUGGUUACUCCUUUUAAACCUGUCACUUUCCAACUUCUUAACUUCCUUAAAGUUUUCCCUCAUCGCAACUGGUGACGAGUACCUCUUCCAUUUACUUGGCCUGUGGUCCGUUAACCGUGUGCCAUUGCUGCAAACAUUAGUCUAUACAGGUUCGUAACCAGAUACGUGCGCAUACUUCUUGACCACAUUAUCUCUGUCGUCACGCCUCACUGCGUCUAAGCCAUUACGUGUUCUCAUAUCUGUCCCCCGUCCUGUUUGUGAUAAUUGUAACUCCACUUUCCUUCUAGAAAAUGGCGCUGAACUCCUCACCUUUUUAAAAUUUUCUAUAACAGCAGUUGCCACUGUCUCUACUGGCUUUUCUCUUUUUAUGUAUGCCUUUAACAUGUUCACAUGGUACGUCCUUCUUUUCCCACGCACAUUAAUGACGUAAUCCACCCGUCCAACUCUCUCCUAAACAACGUAAGGACCUCUCCAAGUCAUCUGUAACUUGGACUUCUCAGUGGGUAAAAAAAUCAACACACUAUCUCCUGGUCGGAAAUAUCGCAUCUUAGCACCUUUGUCAUAGUGCUUCCUCUGAUUUUCUUGCUCCUCUCUCAAAUGCUCAUUUGCUAAUUCGAGAGCGUCCUGGAGCCUUUCUCUGAUAGUGAGAACAUAUUCAUAAGUGUUUCUCACCUCCGGAUUUGCCUCACCUGUCCACAGGUCCUUCAAAAUAGAUAGCGGUCCUCUCACAGGAUGCCCAAACAUCAACUCAAAUGGACUAAAUCCUGUACUCGCCUGAGGUGUCUCCCUGUAGGCGAACAACAAUGGUGCCAGAUAGGCAUCCCACUCCUCAGGAUGCUUAUGUGCCAUCCGUUUCAACAUGGCCUUGAGCGUUCCAUUGAAGCGCUCACACAACCCAUUGGCCAUUGCGUGAUAAGGAGUAGUGAACAGUUGUUUUGUCUUAAACAAUUCACUGACCUCCCGCAUGAGCUCACCUGUAAAUUGUGCCCCUCUAUCCGACACAAUCUCCCUCGGGACUCCCAAUCGUGAGAACAUCUCCAUCAAUGCCUCACUCACAGCUUCUGCUGUCACUUUAGGCAAUGCUUUUGCCUCAGGAAAUCUGGUGGCGUAAUCCACCAAGGUCAAAAUGUACUCAUUUCCCUUGUUGCUGCGCGUAAGUGGCCCAACAAUGUCAAUAGCCACCCUGUCAAAAGGAGUGUCUAUCAAUGGCAUAGGAACUAGCGGUGCUUUUUCACCCUCCCCUUACUUGAGGUUUUCUGGCACGCGUCACAUGACCUCACGAAUCUAGCGACGCCAGAACUCACACCUGGCCAAAAGAAUGAUGCAGAAACCCGAUCUGAGGUCCGCCCUAUUCCAAGGUGACCUGCGAAAACAUUUUCAUGGGCAAUCUUGAGUAUCUCUGCCCUAAACGGUGUGGGCACUAACAUUUGUUUGAUGUUAGGUUUUCCAUACUUGCCCCUCUUAUCAUUUUCCUUAAUCAGCCAGCUGUCGCUUUCCUCACGUUUGCCACUGGCCCUCUCAAACAGGCUGGUCAAAGACACAUCUUCUCCUUGUAACUUUAUCACCUCCCCUGCUGACAUUGUUGCGAUGUCCCGCGUAGCCCCGCCCUUCUCGUUCAUCACGGAGGCUAACCCCUGGGCUACCUGCCCCUUCUCAUCCCCCUUCUCAUCCCCCUUUUCCUCUUCAGCCCUUUGUUGAGUGGAGCGCGUCAUCACGGCCCCCACCCCCUCCUCCACGUGGUCCACCACACCCUCUAGGUUUCCUACCAUCAAAUCCACUAACGGAGUAUCUACCACCAGAGCUUCUAAUCGUCCCCUGUAAUACAGUGUGUCCACAUUAAAUUUUGCAGUGGGUGCUUCAAACUGCAUUCCAUUUGCCACAGUGUACUUCUUAAUGUCACCCGUAAAACAUUCCUUGGUCAUUAGUCUCCUAGCCACUUAAGCCAAACUACACCCUGAAUCUCGGAGGACCUUUACGCCUCCCACUCCACUAACUGUACCUGUUACUGUGUACCCUUCCAGACCAUUGAUGUCUGAGUUCACUGCGCCUACGGCUAAGGCCUUCCCACGCCCUCGCGGCCCAUCAUCAUCAGUGCGCAUCACUUUGGUGACCCCCUUGUCCACUUUGACGGCUGCUGCACCUAACCGCCUCUUGGGACAGAAUUUGUUAUGUGGUUGUGCGCCCCACACACAUAACAACCACGCUUUUCCUCUCUACGAGAGUUUCACUGACCACCGCUCUUUUCCUUUCUACAGUCCUUACUUACAUGCCCUGGGGCAUUGCAAGUAUUACAAAUAAUGUUCUUACCUUGGCCUCCAUUUGCUUGUGUCUUCUGUCUUGUGAGUACAUCGUGGUCUCUACCACCCUGAUGAGCCUGACUGUACAAGUCCACCAUCUCCACCAAGUCCUUCACUGACUUAGGGUUCCUCUCCUUCAGGAAGAUCCUAAGAUUUUCACUCACCACAUUAAGAAGCUGUUCUCUCACAAACAAAUCAGUCAUGCCACUUACCGUCUUCUCAGACUCUGAGAGUUCCAUCCACCUGUCUAAGUAUCUUUGUAUCCUAACAGCUAACUGGGUGUACGUUUCGUCUUUCUCUAACUUUGUUUCCCUAAACUUCUUCCUGUACCCCUCAGCUGUUAAUAAAUAUUUCUUGAAUAGCUCGCCCUUUAUUAUCUGAUAAUCAGUGCUUUGUUGUUCAUCUAGUCCAGUGUAUACUUCCAAAGCUCUACCUGUCAAUAGUGACCCUAGAAAGUUUCCCCAUUGUCCUUCCGGCCACUGAUUAGCUUUUGCUAAGCGCUUAAAUCUUUGGAGAUAACUGUCCAAGUCUUCCUUUGUGUCGUCAAAUGGAGGUAUGCGCGGUCCCUUCAAGACAGGUCAUCUCACUUCACUGAAUCCAUUGGCGUAGUCACCCUCUCAGUCCAAGCCUCUAUUGUUCGGACUUCGUUUAGACAAGUCCCCAUUGUCUGACAUCCCGUUACUCCUACUUGCCUCGAUUUCAAAUUGUAACUGUAAUUUACGUAUCUCAAAGUCUCGUUCCCUUUGUUUCUCUUCACAAUCCAAUUGUUUCUGUCGUUCGUCACGUUCGGCCUGCUUCUGUCGUUCUUCACGGUCAUGGUUGGCCUGCUUCUGUCAUUCUUCACGGUCAGCUUGCUUCUAUCUUUCUUCAUAUUCCAUCAUCAGUCUCUGUCUACCUUUCUCUUCUUCAUACAAUUAUCUAAACUCAGCUUCGCUUACACCUUUCUUUUUAGUAGCGCUGAGUGCUUCUAAGUAUUCCAUGUUACAAUAAAAUUAUCUGAAGAUAGAGGAAAAUCUACAGUAACAUCAAACAAUAACAAUAAUCCUAAUAUAACGUGGAUCUUGAACCGUGAGGCUCAAUAAGCAAUUAACUAGAUACAAAUAAGCACAAUACAAUUGCUAAUAUCCCACUUCUGACACCAAUUUGUCACGAGCUCCUUCACGCUACGUAACGCUUGGGUCUAAGUUCUACCCUUUCUGACACCACCUUGUUUGUAAUCUGACUCCCAAAUCUUCCAGUACUUAAAUUUGUGAACAAUUGCAAUGGUCCUAAACCCCUGUAGCGCAAUAGCGCAACGGUCCUUCCAGGGAAGUCUGAUAAGCUAGCCCCUGGUCAGAUGCUGGUAACCCUGCUGAUACGCAGGCCCUUUCUAGUCGGUCGGUACCCCCCAACCCCUGUGGCCUCCCAGGUCCGAGCCCUCCACUAUGUACAGUAUUUAAUUAUUCCCCCCUACCCUUGCCUCUCUCUCUAACUCGCUACGGUUGACCUUGGCUUACUAGUCACUCUGUGACAGAAGGCUGUUUUUUAAAACUUAAAUACUAAGGAUCAUUAAUCCAUAAUUCCUUAAAAGUUUUAAUGAUUAAAAAAUGAUAGCUCAUCCUCUCCUUUGUUAGCAAAUAUUAUUUUGUUUAGUAUAUCAUCAAACUUUUAAAAUUGUACAAUAUCAUCACAAAAUCGUUCAAUAUAUUAUCUUAAUAGUAAAAAAAAAAAUUUAAAAAUUGUAUAUAUAAUGUAUACACUGCAAAAUCGUACAUUUUACGCCAAUAUCGUAAGAGUAAACAGGUCUCUGGUACAUUAUAGAAGCAGAAAGAAUUUUAUAUAGAAUUUUACCCAAUGUAAAGUGGAGAUAGAGAAGGGGUUAUAAUAUGCCUCCUACACUAAUUUUUGGUAUUUUUAUCUAGAUUUGUAUUAUUUAAUGAAUUUCUUUAUAUUCAAUUUUAGUUCUAUAUGGUCAUCUACCAAAGAAAUUUAUCAGCAUGAUGGCGUAUUAGGAUUCUUUGCGUAAGUGAUCAAUUGUGAAUUAAAAAAUUAAGAUAAGUUUAUUUAUUUAAAGUAAAUAUUUUUAAAAGCAUGAUAAUAAAAGUGAAAUUAUUGUAUGAAAUAUUAUUUUACAUGUUUAAAAAAAAAAAAUCCUACCCAGGUAUUCUGAAAAAAUUAAUCAAAAUCAAGGGAAAAAAAAUUAAGGUUAAAAAUUAAGAUAAGUUUAUUUAUUUAAAGUAAAUAUUUUUAAAACCAUGAUAAUAAAAUUGGAAUUCUUGUAUGAAAUAUUAUUUUAUAUGUUUAAAAAAAAAAAAAUCCUGUGCAGGUAUUCUGAAAAAAUUACUCAGGGGAAAAAAUUUAAAGGUUAAAAAUUAUUUUUUACAAGUUUGUUUAACAUUUUGUGAAUAUUUUUUUUUCCUUCAUAAUAAAUGUUCAUAAAUGAUUUCUUUGGUUGAAUUAUGACUUAUAAACUAUGGCUUUAACUAUAGACUUUCAUCUGUGUAAUUUUGUUAAAAUUUUAUGUUAAUAUAAAUAAAAUAACUCCAUCCAUGAUAUUUCUCUUUUAGUGGCCUUGUACCUAGACUAAUAGGGGAAGUAAUAGCCAUCUGGGUUACAACAUUUCUAGCCAAACUUAUCAACAAAUAUUGUAUCACUGAAAAGGUUUGUUAAGCACUUUGUCUUUUGUCAAAAGAAAAAUAAUUACUAUUUCAUUAUUAGAAAUUAUUACUUUCCAUUCUGAAUGUAAACUUAAUUUAGGUUGUAUUGUUAGAGAAAGCUUAUUUGUGAUAAAUAAUGAUUAUUAUUCUACUUCCUAAUAUUUCAAUUCGAAAAGAUUAAGAAUUAACCUUAUACCUUUUAUAUAUUUUCCAUCUGUAACAUCUCAAAAGUAUAAAUAAUAUUUCAUAAUAUAAAGGCUUAUAUUUUUUUAAAGAAUUAUUAAUUUACUCCUUAUUUCCUCUAGGACCUUAAGUCAUACACAGGGGCAGCAUGUGGGGUGAGUAUUAAUUAGUCUUGUCCAUUCAUAUAACAGUUUUUUGUCCCUUUUACUUUACCAUGAAGCAUGGAGACUGUUGGUAAAAACACUAUUAUUUAAUUUUUUUUUUCCAAUCUUUAAUUUUCAUGUUACAUAUAUAUUAUAUAUAUAUGUAUAAAAGUGAAAGUUUGUGGCAGUGUUUGUGGGUCUGUUUGUUUCAAAAAGGCUUUUACAUGGAUUGAUGGAUCUUGACCAAACUUUGCACAUAUAUCCAUCAUUAUCCAGAUGGAACUCUUAAAGGGUUAUGAACUUUUUAUAACAUUCCGUUGGUGGCCCCAAAUUCGCUUUUUUCCUUAAAUGUGCUAUAUAAAUAUCAAUAGGCUUAGUACUCCUACAUGAAUAGAUGGAUCUUGACCAAACUUAGUACACAUAUACCUGAUUAUCCAUUUUCAAAUACCGAAGGAUACUGAACUCAUAAUAUCCAUUCUUCUGGGGCUGGGGAUUUUCCCUUAUUUAAGCUAUAUAAAUAUCAAUAGGCUUAGAGAGCACUGCAGUUUCUAUGUGAAUUGAUGGAUAUACGAUAAGGUUGGUAUAAAUACAGUUCAUCAUCCUUAUUGAAAUAUCGGUGGAUUUAAAACUAAGAAUAUCCAAUCUAGAAUUUUCUAGAAAGUUCGAUAACUUUGAAAAGCUAUAUCUAUUACUAUUACAUUAUUAAAUAGAUUUGAAUGGGACAAAUUUUAAAUUUUAACGUCCAAACUUAUUUGAAUGAUUUUUAUAGGGCCCCGAUCUCAGGCAAAACUAAUUCGGUAGAAUUGUGGAAUGGGCCCCCUGGGGCCUCUCUUUCAACUUAAUUGUACUAUAAUUAAAUUAAUGCAUUGAGUUGUAUAAUUUUUCGUAUUCGAAGAAUAAUUACUUAGAAAAAACAUUUUUACACGUUUCGAGGAUUUAACAUUUAAUCUAGAAUGUUCCAGAAAGUUCUAUAGCGAUAAUUUAAAAAAAGCUAUAUCUAUGGCAUUUUAAAACCGAUUUUAAUGGUACAAAUUUUAACUCUAUAAUUUAUCUGAAUGAUUUUUUAACGGGGCGUAAAAAUAGGAUUUAGGGUCCCAUUGAGAUGGGGGUCCUACCAGGUUCGGGGUCCUAAUGCAAUCCCGGGCCAUGCGUGGUAUAUUGGCUAGUUGUCUGUAAUUCAUGAGCUUUAAUAUUUAUAAUUUACUAUAUAACUUCAUGAUGUAUAAAAAUCAGUUUAUUUCAUAGCUGCAAAAAUGUAUUUUAAUUUUUUAAAGUAAAAAGGGUAACAUCAUCAGAAAUAACUCAUUAAACUAUGCUGUUGUACAACCUAUGGGACAAAGGUAUCUUUUCAAUCCUUCCCCAUUUCUAAUAGAAGCAUAAACUGAAGUUUUUAUGCUGUAUUCUAACAUUGGAAAAUAUUUUAUGGGAGCCUAGUUACCCUUCUUUCAAUCUUUCACACAAUAAAACUAAAUGAUAUGACUGAGGUCAUUAAACUUAAUGAGAAGAAAUUAUCCAAUCACUUUACUCACUUCAACAAAACUAAACUUAUUGGUGUGUUUAAAUGUAUAAACAGAGAAGUAUCUCUAUCUGGUGAUUUGGAAAGGACAUGUGUGAUACUAUUUGUUGAGGUUAAAUGUUUUGUUUACAUUUUACAAGUAUUUGUGGAAGUACGGUAUGAAUAUUUGCUAUUGUUUUCUGCAGCUGAUUGUGGCUCACUUUACCUACCCUUUCACUCUUGUGACCAAUGUGAUGGCCGUCAGUGGUAGUGGGUAAGUCAACAUAACUAGUUUAGAAAAGAUGCUAGUAAUUCUGUUGAAGAGACCUUUUAUAUUUUAAUAGUGAGCUUUUUAAUUAUUCACAUUAAAAAAAACAUGGUGAGAAAAAUUUGAAAUCACAUUAAAAUCUCAGAUUAACUCAAAAUGCAUACAAAUUAUAACAUCCAAAGUUUGAAAAUGCUUCACACAGAAUGGAAGUACUUUUGUUUAUCUUAUCAUGGGGAAGGUAAUACACAAUGAAAAUGGAAGUACUUGUAUUUGUAUUAUCAUGGGGGAAGAUAAAGAAGAUAAUACACAAUGAAAAUUCAAUAACAGAAAUGUAAGUUCAUGCAUUCUUUUUGUGGGCUUAAUUAUAUAUUUUUCCAGCCUUGCAUUUUGUGUCUUUAAUUUACUUGAGCACCUCUUAUGAUUACAGCCUUGCAGCUGGGCGUGAUCCUUUAAUGCCAGUGUACACAAACUGGUGGAGUUGCAUGAACUCUUUGUCAGCAGAUGGGGAGCUGAAGCGUGGUGCCAAUGCUUUCUGGCGUAUAUACAAACCUAAGCCAGCCAUUGUCCUCACUAAGGUUCGCGCAAAACCAACUGGAUACCAGAAAUCAUCACAUUCAUCCUAUAAGUAAAAGAACAAUGCAGUAUUAGUUUUAAGUUGGUCCAUGCAAUGCCGUAAAAUAACCAUGAUAUUUAUAAAUGACCAGAUUUUUAACAAUUCUGGCUCUUAAAAUUUGUGUUAAGAAUCAUUAAUUGAUUGAUAAUGAAAUUUAUUUAAAACUCAUCGCAUAAAAUAAUGACAGAAUAAUAGUGCUUCAUAAUGAAUUCUGUUAUAAAAUUAAUAAAUUACUGAUCUUUAAUCAUUUACAUUUGGUUUAUUUUUACUAUAAAAGAGCAACACAAAAAGUAGGCAAACUUUAUAAACAUUACAACAAUAUCAAGAAAAGUCCCUAAUGAAUUAUCUCUAUUUUUCUGAAAUUUUUAGCAAUAAAAUGUAAAACAUCAACAAAUUUAGGAAGUUGAAAAGAUGAACAUAUCAUCAUACCCUUUUGUUUUGUUUGUUUAUAAUGCAAGUAGUGGUGGAGAGUUUUAAUGAUAUAAAAAAAAUAUAUUUUCUAUCUGCUAAUUUUUUAUAAUUAUUUGCAAAAUAAUUAUUUCUUACGAACGCAAUUUUAAUUUUGUUUACCAUUAUAAUUAAGAGAUAUUCAAGUGCUAUAUUUUUGACAAAAAUAGACCCAUCAUAUUGCCCAGUACCAGUAUAAUAAUUAAUUUUGUACCUUAUUUUCUGUAUGAAGGAAAUGGUCUAUCUGGCUUAAAUUUUAUAAUCAACUUUUUUGUACAAUAUUCCAAUAGCUGUUUGAGUGGAAACUUAAAUUGCUUGUACCUAAAGUGACUUACAGUUUAAAUAUGGAUACAUGGGAAAACAAAUAAAUGGUCAUCCUUAGAAAAUGUGGCAACAAGUCUUCAUUUAGAGUUAUAAAUAUUUGGUGCAGUCUUUGUCUGUGAUAGAGACAGUUUGACAGAUUCUUUCCUUUCUGCUAUAGAUUUUAUUUAAUUUAUUUUUAUGUUACAUAAAAUAAAAGCAUAUUAUCAAACCUUGUA